AUACGACCACUUCUCCAUAGCCGAGCACUACACACUUGUGCUGAAUUGCCUCCGCGCCGUUUCGGGCUCUUUUACCCUCCCCCAUCUCUACAAGAGGUAACCCCUGCAUGCCUGCCGCCAUGUCUCGUAACGUCCGACAAAAGUACCCGCCCAAGCCGGUCCGAGCCCCGAAGAGCCGGGACUAUGACUCGUCAUCUCUCGACCUCUCUGACGACAGCGGCUACUCUGGCGUCGAGGAUGUGACCGAUUCCGAAGAUGACGACGAGGAGCAUGUCGUUGCGGCCGAGGAGGCGCACAUAAUAUCCGAUGCAUUGCGCAAGCGAUCAUCGGGUCCUUCUCGGCCGCUGGUGGACGACGACGAAGACGACGACGCCGACGAGGAAAGUGAGGCGGAUGAAGAGGACGACCCCGAGGUCGGGGCCGGUCCCGAAGACGCAGAUCAGCACGACGACAGCGCGAGCUGGGAGGGAUUCUCGUCGGACCACGACGACGACCUGAUCCCUGCGGAGCCCGUGUCGCUCGAUUUGCUCGACCAGGUUUCCAUCAACACAGGGCGCCAUGUCCGUUUUGUCGGAGUUCCCGACAGCGAUACGGACUCGACUACGACCGAUACAAGUGAGGUAACCGACAUGAACGACUUCUUUCCUGAUAUAUUUGUGGAGCAGAGCGCCCUUGAUCCCAUGUUCCGCCGCGAGAUCGAGAGAGAUGACGAGACAUCCUCGAAUAGCUCCUUCUGGGAUUUCUACGCCGGCUCGCAGGAUUUUGCCGCCGGCGACCUGGAGGACCAGGACGAGACUCCGACGGCGACGCCGAGGCCGAGUCUCCCGCCCAGCGAAGUGUCAACCCCUGUACCUGUUCCUGAAGAGACACAGGACCUUGACGGUUACGAGACCGACGGUGACACUACGGAGGAAGAUAUUCCAGAGCCCAUUGUCCGCAAGAAGCAGAUGCGCCGCGCGCACGCGACUGGAGCAUCCUCGGACUCGGACACGGAGAAGCCGGUCCAGUGCAAACCCGGAAGGCCCCGCGUGGGUCGCUUCAAACUCGACAGAUCAGACAACAAGCCUAUCGGUGUCGUCGAUCCUGCUACGGGCAAGAUGAUCAUCUUCACGCCUCGCAGGACCAACCAGUUGGACCUCUCUCCCGAGUCGCUCCACGUGGACUUUUCCAGGCAAGACUUGGCCAGCUCUCCGCUUGUGAGAAACCCGGGCUACAUCAUGAUGGGUGCCAUGGUCCCGUCCAACAACCUGAACGAUUUUGUCAACAUGCAGCCUUUUGGCCCGGCCGAGGCAUUCUUCCCCUGCACUUCUGACAUCUUUGGCGGGGAGGAGGAGAGCGACGAUUCGUACUUUGCCGGUAUGGAAGAGGACGAAGAGGAGAGCAUGCUCAGGAUCGAAGAUUUUGUCACCUUCAAUAGCGACUCAUCCGACGACGAGGAAGGGGCCGAUUGGAACGGGGAUCUCGUCUCUAGCCCCACCCGGCCCAAGACCGCUACCAGUACUGCCAGCGGGGGAACCGAGGCUGCGGCAGCCGCCCACCCGCUGCUUACCCACUUUGACGGCAAGUCGGAUGUCGUGGGCGCCUUCCGGCGUAACCAGAUCAAUCAGCAGCUCAUCUACAGCGACAAAGCGAGCCAGGAGUCGCUCGCAUUCUCGGGACCGUACUACCACGGCACGCUCCGCGGAAUCAAGUCGGGAAGCCUGGAAGCCGUCACGACACCCAUCACGCCUCUCCGCCGCCAGAAGCGGAGCAACACGGUAGGAAGUGGAUUCGCCGACCUCCAGCAGAGCAGCCCACUCAACGUCCUGUCGCAGAAGAGAAAGGCGUCCGGCACCCACGCCGAAGCCAACGCGCACAAGCGUCAUCGAAGCAUUUCGGACAUGGAAGUUUUGCGCAUCUGACUCGCCCGUGGAGCGAGUUCAGCCGCCACGGGACAUGGUAAAACUACGUCGGAGGACGGCAUGGUUCGGAAGCCUGGUGUCGCGGUUGUCGAAAGUCGACUCGGCACCGUCCAACCAUCCCUGGCCUCAUCAUCUGUUACGACAGUGUCUGAUCAAACGAACAUUUUCCUUUUCUUGCCAUUUUUUCUUUUUUUUGUCAAUCAAAAAAUAGCACAGCAUUCUUUCUUAGCUUACCGCAGAACAAAAAGC
This is a messenger RNA of Thermothelomyces thermophilus ATCC 42464, 2150 nucleotides long. RefSeq lists its product as uncharacterized. The transcript has 3 exons. The record is from RefSeq and is a predicted model, not a curated record. NCBI's taxonomy places the organism in Eukaryota, Fungi, Ascomycota, Sordariomycetes, Sordariales, Chaetomiaceae. The coding region runs from base 120 to 1901 and encodes 593 amino acids.